Myripristis murdjan (pinecone soldierfish) is the source of this 2364-nucleotide messenger RNA. RefSeq names its product zDHHC palmitoyltransferase 6 (gene zdhhc6). The transcript has 12 exons. The record is from RefSeq and is a predicted model, not a curated record. Lineage: Eukaryota; Metazoa; Chordata; Actinopteri; Holocentriformes; Holocentridae. Bases 530 to 1768 code for a protein of 412 amino acids. Gene Ontology annotation, molecular function: protein binding; palmitoyltransferase activity.
CUAGCGAUCCACAGCUAAUGAAUUUAAACUGACUUGCCUCCACUUAGUUUGGGGAUUCUGCCGAUUUUGUUGGUUAUUUCUGCAGUGAGGGUCCCAAAGUCCUGUUCGUACGCUUCAAAGUCUGAAGACAUUGUGGAGUGGUACUGAUGUGAUUCUUGUGGGACACAUGAGGAAGGUUCCUUCUCAUCCACUGAAGAGGUGAAAGAAAAAACCAAGGAAGUGGCCAGAUGGAGAAUUUGAGUCUGUCACAAGGAUAGCGUGCUCCCAGUAUUGGCACGAAAGGAUGCUGCUGUUCUCCAGCGCAAGGAACAAUGGGACACAGAAAGCCCCUGUGACUCACAACCCAGCCAGCCGCUGGGUACUCAGAAGACGAGAAAAAAGAUGUACAUUGUCUGCACUGAUGAUUCUGCAAGAUAGCAGUGGGAAAAAAGCAACACAUUGAGGCUGUGUCAUUACAUUUCAGGAACUCACCAGCCAAAAAAAAAAAAAAAAAAAAAAAAAAAACCUGCUUUUAAACUUCUAAAAAAAAAUGAACUUCCUGUCAGCCUUUGUGACAUUUGAGAACCUCCAUGAGGUUCGGCGAUUGUGCCACUGGGGUCCAGUGAUAGCCCUGUCUGUCAUUGCUGUGUGCUCCUCCAUGGCCAUUCUGGAUUCAAUCAUCUGGUACUGGCCAUUAGACACAACAGGAGGCAGCAUUAACUUCAUCAUGCUCAUCAACUGGACCGUCCUCAUCCUCUACAACUACUUCAAUGCUAUGUUUGUUGGACCUGGCUACAUUCCCCUUGGCUGGAAACCAGAGAAUCAACAAGAUUAUCAGUACCUACAGUUCUGCAGAGUGUGUCAAGGGUACAAGGCUCCCAGAUCCCACCACUGCCGCAAGUGUAACAGGUGUGUGAUGAAGAUGGACCACCACUGCCCCUGGAUCAACAACUGCUGCGGCCACCAGAAUCACGCCUACUUUACCAGCUUCCUGCUGCUGGCUCCGCUGGGCUGCUCACAUGCUGCCAUCAUCUUCAUCAUGACCAUGUACACUCAGCUCUAUGAGAGGAUCUCAUUUGGCUGGAGCACUGUGAAGAUUGACAUGAGUGCUGUGCGCCGUUUCCAGCCCCUCAUGCCCUUCAGUGUUCCUGCCUUUGCUGCCACGCUCUUUGCCUUAGGCUUGGCACUGGGCACCACCAUUGCUGUUGGCAUGCUUUUCUUCAUACAGAUGAAAGUCAUCCUUCGAAAUAAGACCUCGAUCGAGGCCUGGAUCGAGGAAAAGGCCAAAGACAGAAUCCAGUACUACCAAACAGAGGAGGAAUUCAUCUUCCCCUAUGACCUCGGCAGCCGCUGGCAGAAUUUCAAGCAAGUCUUCACCUGGUCAGGAACACCCAAGGGUGAUGGCAUUGAAUGGCCAGUUCAUCCCAAGUGUCACCAGCACACCUUAACUAUUGAGCAACUGAAGCAGAAAGCCGACAAGCGAGUGAGAAGCCAGGUCCAGUAUCGGGCAGUGGAGGACUACAACGGAGCCUGCUGCCCUCUCAGCAAAGGUGUCCACACUUUCUUCAGAACCCCCUGCACCGAAGAGCCCAGGAUCCCACUCAGCAAAGGGGACACCAUCCUGGCCACCCGCGGCACCAAAUGGUGGAUGUACGGAGAUAAAGUUUUACGCGAGGAGCAAAUGAAAGCGGGGGAGCGUAUAAGAGGGUGGUUCCCAAGGCGAUGUGUGGAGAAGUGCCAUUAUGAUACAGCUGCCAGUGAUACCACCAGCGAGAAGAAACUGAAUUAAUAUAUUUCAGCAGGCUUUACAUGGGACAUGGGAGUUAAACUAAACACAAGGACCAGUUGUGGCUGCUUGUGCGCACACUGGGUAGACCAUAGGCCUAUCCCUAACAGAUGUCAUGCAUGUAACCUUUACUUCACAUUUUGUUUAGAAGUGGUCAUACAGUUCAAUGCCACCUUGAAAUAGUUCUCUGAAUUGGUUCAUUGCUGUUAAAAGGUUAGUUUCACACUUUGACAAAGCCUUGGUGAGGAUUACUCGCAGGCUACGUACCCCUAGUAUUUGUUUAUUUGUUUGACUGGUCCUGUUGGUUUAGUUUGACUCCUCUGACCAAAAGUCAAACCCAGCAAGAGUCUUAAUUUCCAAGAGCUGCCACAAGGCUUUAAUGUGACUUCAUUUUGAUUAGAUGAUGUUUUACUUGAAUCCGUUGUUUUUACUUGUGUUGAUGUCAUUUUUGCUAAUUAUGCAAUGCCUCUGCCCAGCUAACCCUAGGGCUUCGUCAUGCAACUCUUUCUACAGUUAUGAAGAUAACACUUGAUUUCUUUUUAUUAUUUUUGUAAGACAAAUUCUUGGCCUCGAAGUAAAAAUCAACAAAAUGUAAAAAU